UGCAGCCUCUGUGGCCUGCAAUUAGAUUGUAAACUUGGGUCGCUUUUCUGUUGAUCUAAGGCCUCAUCGCCACCCUCCGGGUCGGACCAGGCUGAGGGAUCGCAGGUAUAAGAUAAGACAGCCGAUAAUUUACAAAGUAAAGCAACACCCCCAGAACUGACGCUGAAGAUGGACGAACCAAAAGAAAAGAAACAACAAAACGACGUUAGUGUAACUGUAAGGCGCACAUCUACUCUUGGCAGCUUAUGGAAAAUGCACCAUCUCCGGAAAAAUGCCUCGACAGGUGAGCCAUGCAAUAGAUCUAACCAUCUGUGCUAACGCUUUCUUUAGCUUCAAAGCUCAAAGUUCCAAACGAUUUCGUCAUCACUCUAACCGCUCUACUCGGCGAUACUUCUGAAAGCUGUCAAUAUGAUGCGCGUUGGUACGAUUGCUGGGUCCGUUACCAGAUGGAAUUGCAGCCCCGAGAGCUCUACUCUGUCCUUCAAGAACCUGCAGCAAACAUAACCGACAUCCCAAUGUUAACCUUUACCACCGUAUGGAAAGAAGUAUGGGCUCAGGCUUCAAUGAUCGACUCCAGCAUCGACAGCAUUGUAACUCAUAUGGUCAGUGAGAAGUUGAUGUGGUUAGGAAACGAAGCCAACGCUUUAAGCAACGCGAGGAACCUUGUUUUCGCCAUCAUUGGGUGGCAAACAAUGUUGUAUAAGCCAGAUAUGGGGUCUUGUCGCCCAGAUCAGCUGGUAAUUGUUGACGAGACUGAUGGACACCGUGGUUAUGCCUACGCGGAAUUGCGUCAAGACCAAGGUGCGUCGAGAAGAGCUUUGUACGAGUUUCUCAUGGGAUUUGGCGUACUGCUACCAUGUUACAACAUCGGUGCAUUAGCCUCGGAAGAUAAUAAGCAAGCGUCGAUAAAACCAAAAACUCUAUCGCCAGACUCUUUCAACGUUCAUCUUCUUACCGGUUUGGGUGGUAUCCAGAUCAGAUGGACCGAUAGUCUGGCAUGUCACCUCGAGUUUGACGCCAACUCAAGUACGCUUUUCCUUUUCCGAUUUCCCACAUUUUGCGCAAUCAACUUGCUCAGCCAGGACAAAGGCCACAUUAAACCGACACUCCAUUCUUGCGCAGCCCCAUCUAUGGCUGCGUUGUACUGGGCAACUCACGAAGACGUCAACGACUUGCUCCGAGAGACCUUACUUUCUUAUCGCCUACUUUUCGGACAGAACAAAGCGUCUCGGCGUCUCUUUCGCUCAUUGAGCCCGUUUGAAGACUUGCCUGGAGGAUGCAAUGACCGAAAUCUAACGGAAUUAUGCAGUAGAAAACAGAACUGCUUCGUGGAUUGGUUGCCAGAGUCUGAAUUCUACGUCCUGAGUAAAGACUUUCCUAUCUUGCGAAGUAAAUUGGCGGUACUUGCGCACCACCUUUCCAACAAACGUCCAAGGACCUGGAGAGAACUUUGGAAUGAUAAAAGAGAUUCAGCAUCUUGGUUCACAUUCUGGGCUGUCUUGAUCAUCGGAGGAAUGGGCAUUAUCCUUGCCUUUAUGCAAGUCAUUCUCCAGAUUGUGCAAAUCAGUCUCCAAAUGAAGACGCCUUGA
Molecule: messenger RNA, 1589 nt
Organism: Dothidotthia symphoricarpi CBS 119687
Lineage: Eukaryota; Fungi; Ascomycota; Dothideomycetes; Pleosporales; Dothidotthiaceae
Exons: 1
Coding region: 447-1589 (380 amino acids)
Source: RefSeq, a predicted model, not a curated record